AUGAGCCAUGAAGUGUGCCCUAAGCCAACGUACUCUGAACGUCUACCAGACGAUCAUGUGUUUUGCGAAUUUGAGUCGUUUCUUCAAACUGGAUUUGACGAUGCAAGAGUUCUUUACUUCUUCGAAGUGAGGCACUAUGAAAAGUAUGCUCAAGUUCAUGUAUGCAACACCAAGUUUGACAAUCUUAGCCAAGGAGAUCAUGUAUGGCAAGCUAACAUGUUGGAAGUCAACGGACGGUGGGAAGGCGAGGUCAGCGACGGUCCAUUUUUUCCCCUCACUUAUUGUGAUGAGAAUAAUAUCAGCAAGAAACUGGAUCUCGAGCCAGAUAUGUCUAAGGUCCAACGGACCCUGAACAUCCCUGUGAGGUUUCUCAAAUGGCGCUGGUUAUUAAGCGAGUAUCGAAAGAAAGCUGAUGGUCUGCCUCCUGCCUAG
Messenger RNA from Prunus armeniaca (apricot), 432 nucleotides. Lineage: Eukaryota; Viridiplantae; Streptophyta; Magnoliopsida; Rosales; Rosaceae. The record is from the annotation of a GenBank genome assembly.